Messenger RNA from Pelobates cultripes (western spadefoot toad), 8053 nucleotides. NCBI's taxonomy places the organism in Eukaryota, Metazoa, Chordata, Amphibia, Anura, Pelobatidae. The record is from the annotation of a GenBank genome assembly.
AUGGAGCGGGGGGAAAUUGGCUUGGACUUCUGCAGAUAUUUAGUUCUUGAUGAAGUAGACAGAAUGCUUGACGUGGGUUUUGAGCCUCAAAUUCGGCAAAUUGUUGAACAAGAUGCAAUGCCUCCAAAGGGUGUUUGUCAGACUAUGAUGUUUAGUGCUACUUUCCCCAUAGAAAUUCAGAUACUUGCUCGUGACUUCUUGGAUGAAUAUAUCUUCCUGGCAGUUGGCAGAGUUGGUUCUACAUCUGAAAAUAUUACUCAAAAAGUAGUUUGGGUAGAGGAGUUGGAUAAGCGUUCAUUUUUGCUGGAUUUCCUGAAUGCUACAGGAAAAGACUCAUUAACACUAGUUUUUGUGGAUACCAAAAAGGGAGCAGAUGCUCUUGAGGACUUCCUGUACCAUGAAGGUUAUACAUGGAGAUCACUCUCAGAGAGACAGAGAAGAAGCACUUCAUCAGUUCCAUUCAGGGAAGAGCCCAAUUGUUGUUGCCACUACUGUUGCGGCUAGAGGCCUUGAUAUUUCAAACGUGAAACAUGUUAUAAACUUUGAUCUGCCGAGUGACAUGGAAGAAUACAUACAUCUCAUUGGCCGUACUGGUCGUGUUGGUAAUCUGGGUCUUGCAACAUCUUUUUUCAAUGAAAAGAAUAUAAAUAUAAAACAGGAUUUGUUGGAUCUGCUUGUGUAAGCAAAACAAGAAGUACCAUCAUGGUUGGAGAACAAGGCACUCGUGGCCAUUCAAAGAGUCGGUUCAGCGGUGGAUUCGGCAAUAGAGAUUAUAGAACGAGCAGUGGUGCACCAAAUAGCUUUGGCAGCAGCAGCCGUGGAGGACGUAGUAGUGGGCAUAAAUGACGAAAGAUAAGUCCUGCGCUCACUCCCAUCACUGGGCGGCAACAAUGACUACAGUACACAUCAGCCCCAAUAUAUAGUAAAAACCAAAGAAAAACAAGUUACCUGCGCUCUCUCCCUAAUCCCUAUGUAUUUUUAAACAAAUGGAGGUUUUUUUAGUUACCUUCAAUGGCCAUGAGAGGAUGAGCCCACCUGCCAACGUCAAGGCAGACCUCCCUAGGUGGGUACUAACUCUAACCAUUCACCUUGCUUCCUUGAGCCCCUGGCAAAAAUCUCUAAUGAGACAGAAAGGGGUAUUUUUUAUAUACACCCCUAUAUAUUAUUAACCCUUAAUAGGGAAAACGCUGCCUUGACGUUGGCAGAUGGACUCAUCCUCUUAUGGCCAUUGGAGGUAACUAAAAAACCUCAAUUUGUUUAAAAAUACAUAGGGCUUAAGGAGAGAACGCAGGUAACUUGUUUUUCUUUGGUUUGUAGUAGUGGCCAUGGUGGUAGCAGAGGAUUUGGUGGAGGUGGCUAUGGUGUAUUCUAUAACAAUGAUGGCUAUGGUGGGAAUUACGGUGGCAGCUCCCACGUGAAAUGACUCAACCAAACAAGCUAAUAUGAAAACCACAUGUAACUUAGCCAGACUAUACCUUGUGUAGCUUCAAAGAACUUGUACAUUACCAACUGUGAUUCUCCACAGAAUUUUGUUUUCCAAGGGAGCUCUGGGCCAUGAAGAUAAAUUGGGGGGAAUCAGGGGGAAGACUUACUCUGGUGUUGAAGACUUCAUUUGUAUAGUUUUGGAUUAACUCCCAAAUCCACCCCGAUCCCAACAACUGUAUUUAUUUUGACUGAGGAUAAUUUGUUUAAUGUACUGUGCCUUUAACUUUAGACAGCUUUUUUUGUCAUGUCCUGUUGACUCAGUAUUGCUCUAAAUAAAAAAUUGUUAUGACAAAAUAAAUGUAUUGAACUUGGGCAAGAUCAAACCUUGGCACACAGGUGUGAUACAACUCAAAACAGGAAUCGUUUCAUUCACAAUGAAAGGGACACUAUAGUCACCUGAACAACUUUAGCUUAAUGAAGCAGGUUUGGUGUAUAGAACAUGCCCCUGCAGCCUCACUGCUCAAUUCUCUGCCAUUUAGGAGUUAAAUCCCUUUGUUUAUGAACCCUAGUCACACCUCCCUGCAUGUGACUUGCACAGCCUUCCAUAAACACUUCCUGUAAAGAGAGCCCUAUUUAGGCUUUCUUUAUUGCAAGUUCUGUUUAAUUAAGAUUUUCUUAUCCCCUGCUAUGUUAAUAGUUUGCUAGACCCUGCAAGAGCCUCCUGUAUGUGAUUAAAGUUCAAUUUAGAGAUUGAGAUACAAAUAUUUAAGGUAAAUUACAUCUGUUUGAAAGUUAAACCAGUUUUUUUUUUUCAUGCAGGCUCUGUCAAUCAUAGCCAGGGGAGGUGUGGCUAGGGCUGCAUAAACAGAAACAAAGUGAUUUAACUCCUAAAUGACAGUGAAUUGAGCAGUGAAAUUGCAGGGGAAUGAUCUAUACACUAAAACUGCUUUAUUUAGGUAAAGUCAUUUAGGUGACUAUAGUGUUCCUUUAAUUUUAGAAGGAAAAACUUGUGCAGUAAGCAUGCAUUAUGGUUUCUGUUAAAUUGCCACUUUGGGGCAAAUACCUUGAAGCAUAUCAGACAAAAAUAGUUCUAAUGUGGCGAACUGUAACAAGCUAAGUUCCGAUUUGCUCACUCUAUCCUGGACAGGUACAUAGAACCUGAAGUCUUCUUAAUAAGCCAUUCCAGUCACAACGGUGUGUUGUGUAUGAACGUUCAGGCAUACAAAGCGCUGUUUUCAGCGAAUGCAAGAAAAUACAGCAAUUCCUUUAACAAUGUCUAGGCAGAUCAUGACUUGUGAGCUAGUCAAAUAUGGGCCGAACACACAAGGAAAAUUAAAACAAUCUGAGACUUGAAAUAGUUUGUGGGAGGUAUCAUCUUUAAAUUUAUGUACGCCUGUCAUGAAAUGUGGCAGAAUGGCUAACCACAGCAGUAUGUGGUUCUGUUCCAGGCUUGGCUGAUUUUGGUCUAAUAACGCAUGCUAGUGUUGAUGUUUUUUGGUCAAGAGGGUAUGAACAGGAAGAAUUAUGCAGCAGGCUUUAUUUUAAUGCAGAUAACAUUACUCUGUUCAAGCUGCGUCGGGAAGUUAAACAUACUUGGCUUGCAGUAGACUUUGUAAAAUGGCUCCAGACGAUUAAAUUAAAUAUCAGUGGUGGUAAAAAAUGUACAUGACUGCACAACGUGUCAAUCUGCUAACAUGCGCAGUUUAGUCAGUUUUAGUUAUUAUUAUAUUUAUUAUGAUAUUUAUAGAGCGCCGUCAAAUUCCACAGCGCUUUACAAUGGGUGGACGAACAGACAUGUAGUUGUAACCAAACAUGUUGGACACACAGGAACAGAGGGGUUGAGGGCCCUGCUCAAUGAGCUUACAUGCUAGAGGGAGUGGGGUAAAAUGACACAAAAAGGUAAGGAUAGUAUUAGACUAGUGACAUAGUUGCAUAGGUUUCAUUGUAUUUAAUAUGUAAAUGCUAAAUCUGGCCAAAGACUUAUUCCCAUCUUUUUUUAACACUCCACUGCCACUUGAAAUUUAACCCCUUAAGGACACAUGACAUGUGUGACAUGUCAUGAUUAACUUUUAUUCCAGAAGUUUGGUCCUUAAGGGGUUAACUUACCGUAUGUAGCAAAAUUUAAAAACUUGGUGGCAUAGGAUCGGCAAAUUCUAAAGUGCAAUAUAUUAUACAUGCGUAUUGUGCCUUGCGGUAAACUUUUUGUAAGUGCACUUGACAGUAUUGAGGUCAUUUGUUAUGGUGCUAUAUAAAAUAUAGGCGGCCCUUGUACAUUUAGCCCAUAACUUUAUAGAAAACGUAUUUUAUUGCACAUAUUGUGUGCGUGUCCUUUUAACCUCAAAUCUAUAUGUCUCUGAGAUGAGUGGGAGGCACACUUCUUCAGUGUAGGGCAAGAUUGAGACUUAUUAGGGACCAGGGGUGUAUUUAGUUGGGUAAGGAAACUAUUUUGCACACAAUCGAUUUCUAGAUACUUUUUUGCUGCUAGUUUUGUGUAAUAUUUAUUGAACAUUUUGACAAAUAUUUAUUUUUGUAAGCCUAAGUGAUUCUUUGAACGUUUAAAGAAAUUUGACCAAAAGAGAGUACAAAAACACUGGCACUUGAAUGUUGAAUGUUAACGUAUGCGUGAUAUUAUAUAUUUCGGGUUAGCGUGAGCUUUUAAUGUUAAGUCAUAUUAAACUCUUUUAUUAAGCAGACCCAGUCUUGGCGAUGCAGCCAUAACUUUCUGGUGUAAUUGAAAUUAAAUUGGCAAUUUAAAAUUAAACAUGCUUAAGAUAUUAAUGAAACUCUUCAAAACACUGAUAUGAAGUGUCCAGAUUCUCAGAUGUUUGUUGUGUGAGUUUUGUUUAGUUGUGUGGUUUCAGUUUUUUUAAUUAAAUUUUUUUUAUUUCAGUGAAUAUCUGGCACAUUGCCAUCCUCAAACGUGGUUAUCAUAAUGGAAAUAUACAGUGAUUUGUCUUCAAUGAUUACAUAUUAGCAAGUGUAUUUUAGCACCCAUGCCUUUCUUAAAAGAUUGUUAAAAAAAAUAAUAUGCAAAGAAUGGAUUAAAACUUGCUAAAUGUCAAAAUUGACUCUCAAGUCUCUAGUUUAGGAACUAUUCAUUGUACUAAUUUAGAUGCUUAGCAGUGCAUGUGCUGUGCAUUACUGAUUUUAUUACAAAAAUAAAAGUUGAAUGGCAAAAAUAAAAUAAAAUGUGCAUUUAUUAUUUUUCACAAUUAUUUUCCCAAGUCCAAAAAUCCUACUUGUUCUGCAGGCAACGUUAUCAUACGUGAAAAUAGAUAUUAGUAAAGAAAAUAUGUGCAUUAACAUUAUUAAUUAUGUAAGUACUAGAUUUUUAAAUAAUUAUAUAAAAUAAAUAUUCACAUUGUGCUAUGAUUAGAGUUGAGCGGACACCUGGAUGUUCGAGUUCGCCGAGUUCAGCCGAACUUCGUCAAAAAGUUCGAGUUCGGGCUCGAAAUUGACCCUGAACCCGAACCCCAUUGAAGUCAAUGGGGACCCGAACUUUUCGGCACUAAAAUGCCUCUAAAAAGUCCUGGAAAGGGCUAGAGGGCUGCAAAAGAAGUAAAAUGGGGGUAAGAGUAGGACAAGUGCCCUGCAAACAAAUGUGGAUAGGGAAAUAACUUAAAAUAACAUAAAAUACAUAAAAAUUAAAAAUAAUAAUCUUGAACUAGGAGGAGGAGGUGGAUGUGGAGUAGGAGGUUGAGGAGGCGGUGACCGUGGCGGUGUAGGUGGAAGCGGCGGUGGAGGAGGAGGUAGCCAACACUGUUUUUUAUUUGUUUGUUUUGUUUUUUGUUUUGUUUUUAAUAGGGAUAGCCCCCAAAAUAUUGGGACAUUCACUAGAGUGUGUAGUUAUGAAUGUAACCAUUAAAACUUUGUUUUUACAGCCACUGGGUGGCCCAUACAUAUUUUAACACUUGUUUAAUUUUGUUAUAGCAUAACUUGUAGUCUUGUUUUUAACUUGUCUAUAAUACAUAUUUUUGUAUGACACUUUUUUUCAUUGAUUAUUGAAUUUUAAUGGUCUAAGUUAAUUAAAGGGACACUCCAGGCACCCAGACCACUUCUGCCCAUUGGAGUGGUCUGGGUGCCAACUACCACUACUCUUAACCCUGCAAGUGUAAUUAUUGCAGUUUUUUAUAAACUGCAAUAAUGACCUUGCAGGGUUAACUCCACCUCUAGUGGCUGUCUACUAGACAGCCACUAGAGGGCACUUCCUCCUUCAUAGCACAGAAAACCUGUGCAAGAUCGUCGCUGGACGUCCUCACGCUGUGUGAGGACCUCCAGCGUCGCUCAAUUCCCCAUAGGAAAGCAUUGAAAAGCAUUGAAACUGGAGUUUCCCUUUAACAUGUCAACAGGCAAACGUAACCCGAAUGAUUUGUCUCAGCCUUGCCUUCUAUACUACCUGCACCAUAGGCAACAUUUAUUUGUCUUUAGACUUUCUUGAGAAGCGGUAACUAGCCAGUGUUGCACACAUACACCCCAAAUGUACUAUUUAGCACCAAAAAAAAUUUAAUUUGUAAAACUGCAAUGUAACCACAGUAAUUGACGGUUCUACUUGACUCUCAGAUAUGAAGUGCACACCCCAAAUGUACUUUUUAGCACCCAAAAAAUUAGAAUUUUUAAAACUGCGAUGUAACCACAGUAUUUGACGGUUCUAUUUGACUCUCAGAUAUGAAGUGCACGCCCUAAAUGUACUUUUUAGCACCAAAAAAAUGUGAAUUUUUAAAACUGUGAUGUCACAGCAGUAUUUAAAAAUGCCUACAUGUUGUCCACUGAGCUCACAGCAGUAUUUAAAAAUGCCUAGAUGUUGCAGAUGCUACCAAAACAGGAUUAAAGUAAUGUGUCUAGCACAUUAACAAAAAUACUGAUUGAUUGUUUCUCUGUGGCACUGGGCUCAGGGCAGGGUACAAUAAUGUAGGAUUGUACCCACAAAAAUAAUCGCUGUAGUUUGCAGAUUCAACACCAGAAUUCUUUCCUAAUCUGUCCCUCACAGCUGCAGCAUCCUCUCCCUACACUAAUAACAGCUCAUGUGACGUGUGGCGCUAUGUCACUGCAGCUUAUAUAGAGGCUGGGUCACAUGCUGCACUGGCCAAUCACAGCCAUGCCAUUAGUAGGCAUGGCUGUGAUGGCUUCUAAGGGCACACAAGUCAAACGCUUGUUGAUUGGCUGCCCUGCAGCUUUUCAAAACACGGCAUUAAAUCGCCGAACACCUAACUCGAACCCGAACAUUCACUGAAAUGUCCGUGUUCGGGUCCAAAGUCCAAAAAUUGUAAUGUUCAGUACGAACACGAACUUUAAAGUUCGGGUUUGCUCAACUCUAACUAUAUAACGUCUUUUCUUAAAAUUCUUGUAUCUUCCUGUGAAAUUUUGAUUUCUUCUUUUGUUAAGAACAGGAGAUUAAAACUUCUACAGUAAACACUGUCUGAUAUUGAAACAGAAGAAACUGAACAUAAAAUAGCUACCAAAGUGAACAUUUCUUCUUAGGAAGUGUUUUGGGAGGCUAUGUGAAUCACAGAAAGAAAAGAUAAAUGGCAGAGAAUUGAGUGUUGAGGCAACAGGAGAAUGAUCUAUACACCAAAACCACUUCAUUAAGUUGUUUUAGUGCUUAUACUGAUAAUUUAGUGUAGUGGUUAUGGUUAUGGUGUCUGACUAGCCUGAUGUAAGUAGCAAAACUAUUUUAGAAGAGUUUGACUACUUACCUAAGAUCUGCUGAAUGUUCAUAGCUCUAUGUCUGAGCGAACCCAGAAGUGCAGGGCUUAGCAAUCAGGUUAAGUGGAUAAGAGAAGACAGGGAGUGGCUCCCCUGUGGACCCCAGAUAAGAAGUCUAACUGUUCUAAACUGAUUUUACUAUUUACAGCAGGGUGUGGAUGCUAGGGCUUUCCUGGCACAUUAACCACUACAGUGCACCAUAAUGGUUAUGGUGCUUGGAGUGCUACUCUAAUUAGUCGUCCCAUUUAAUGACCCUCCACACUUUUUCAGAACCCCUGAACCGAUCUGGGUGAAAUUUGGAUAUGUUUGUCCCCCAGAUCGGGGCUAUCAGGGGAGAUGUAAUUUGUGGGAAUACCUUGUGGGGAAAGGGGUGUUCUAAGUUUUGAGGAAAUUGUGUGCUCUCUGCCUGGAGAUAAUUGGUUUAUUCCUUAACUUAUCUCAAUAUCUCCCAGGCAGAGAGGAGGCGUGUAUUACUGUAAAACUGUGUGUUGAUUGGUUAUUGUCUUUGUUUGCUGUGGGAGGUCCUCUUGCAGGAGGAUUUCUCAUAAAAGCCAGUGUUGUCAAUAAAAUUCAUUCCUGUUACACCCUUCAUGAAGUCUAGGCUCAUGUUUGGGGGAUAUUCUACUUGCUGGGAAGAAUCACCUUGGAACUGCAUUUCAUCUAUCUUAUUCUUCUACUCCCUGCCGCAGCUAUAAUCACUCAAGCUCAGCUGUUGGGAGAGGGAACCAACCACUGUAGGUCUUAACACUUAUUAAAGAGCUUCAGCUCUCCUUUUACUAGCUUGGAUUUACAGGCACUUGAAAUCAUAUUCUGGUGCUCAACCCUUAUCUUCCAGGUAACUGCACCACGUGAACUGAAGCACACAUCUAUAAAUUUCAUGCUGUACCAGACAGCCGCCCACAGCAGUGCAAUGGACCCUGUGUAG